CCUCUACCUUUAUCGUUGUCAAGAUAAUUUCCCUCUCCCACCUCUGUGUCUCUCUUUCCGGCUGCCGCUAGAGAACCAGGAAGUAAAGAGAAAAGGGGGGAGAAAAGAAAUACCCAGCAGCUGAGGAAAACAAGGAAGUGAAUGCAGCCAGAGCUUCAGCUGUGAAGUGAAAGUAGAGCAGGCUAGAGCACAACAGACCAGGGCAGUUGGCAUAAGGAAGUGCUAGCUAGCUAACGUCAACACUGGUAGUGCUCUCCCCAGCAGAGAGUGAAACGAAGAGCGACAGAAAGAGAACGAGACUGCAGAGCCUGCCUCACAGAAAUACCAGCAGGUGUGCUGCUCUUAGCCCCCUAUUCAGCCUACUCAUACCCACCACAAUGACAGACCAAGGGGAACCCUGGAGAGGAAGUGGAGAACCUGAGGAGGAGGAGUUACCACAGAUGGAUGGGUCAUGUGACGCUUGUGAGCCUGAUGAGGCCCAGCAGGCAACCCAGGUGUGUUACACCUGCAGCUUCGCCUUCUGCUCUACCCACGCUGAGAAACAUGUCCACAGCACACGACACCUACUGACGCCCUACGGCCAGGAAGUGGAGCAACCCCAGCCCCGGUCCCAACAGCCGGCCAGGGACAGAGACACAGAGGAGGGGGAGGAAAGGGUUCGAGAGAUUGGGCGUAGGGCAGAGCAAGAGGUGGUGGAAAAUGGGGCAUGUGGUGGGACUGGGGUACAAGAGAACGAGGCGUGUGGAGGAGAGAGAGUCCAGGGGGAGGGGAAAGUUGAUGAUGAAGAUGAUGGUGAUGAAGAGGCGGUGGCAGCCCCAGAGGGGGGUAGUAAGAGGGAGACGGUGACAGUGGAGAGGCUGCGCUGUAAUGAGCAUGGCCAGGAGGGUACUCUUUACUGCAAGACUAACGAGAAGGUCAUCUGUGUGGUGUGUGCCGUGCAGGGGGAGCACCGCGAGCAUGAGAUCAUCACCUUGCGCGAGGCCUACAUCUGGCAGAAGAGCAGGGAGGGUUAUGACCUGCUGGGCUGCACACAGAACAUGGCUGACCAUAUCAAGACCAAGUGGACCAACCCUGAGAUGUCUACAGAGCAGUUGGAGGCGUAUGUCAACAGUCAGUUUGAUGAGCUCCACCGGCUAGUUCGUCUGGAGGAGAAGAGGACCCUCCACCUAGUGGACCUGAAGGAAGCCUUCCUGACCGCCGCCGCCGCCGAGAAGAUCGCUGAGAUCACCGUCCACACCGAGCGGCUCCAGGAAGAGAUGGCCUGCAUCACGCAGCAGCUGUGCCAGCUGGACCAGGCCGAGGCACAGCCUGGAGCCGGAGUAGCUGCCCUAGCCCAGGGAGGACCAUGCCCCAGACCAGCGCGUGACAUUGAGGCCAGACCAAGACUCCCAGAGCCGAGACGAGACCCUCAGGACCCCAGGGACUAUGGAGAGGGUGGGUCCAGAUCCUCAAUGGGACACGCCCCCUGACACCAGCUGCCCAAUCACAGAUCACUUCCCACUCCUCUCUCUCCUCCUACUUCUGUCCAGGAGACCAACAAAACCAGAGAGAUUCUCCUCUCCAUGUCUGACGACAAUGGAGUGAGAAUGAAGAAGGCUGUAACAAAAUGGAUGGCUCUUUCUUUCUGCUUCCAGAACUUUUAAAACUCUACUAAGUCUUUUUUAAUUGAGGUUCAUGAGUCGAUUGCAAUCUAUUACCGUCAGGCAAAAUUUUCACACUCAAUCAGAUCCUUGUCUGGUGAGCUGUGCUCAGUGAGGAGUGUAGGUAGAAAAUCUGAGGAUGUCAGGAUUGGAACAUGAAAUUCUGAAUGUGACACGCUGUGCUUUACAUUCAUUUCUUCUAUGUAUUUAGUAAUGACAAGCAGCAUUGUCCAAAAAAAAGCUAAGCAAAAUAAGUUGACAGAACACCUUAGAUCAGAGGAGGAAUAUAGAAUGUACAGGACAAGGUAGGUGCUCUUGUUUUAUACUCUGAAGGGAAAUAUAUCACAAGUGUCUUAAAUCUGCCUUGACGUAUAAACACAACUGCUCUCCUCUUCUCUUGUUUGUCCUCACCUUCAAAUUCUCUCCCCUCCUUCCUCUUGUGUGUGUGUUUGUCAGAUCCAUCAUCAGAUGAUGCGUUGACACAUAUUGAUUUCUGAGAGCUGCUGCGUACAUGUUACGGGAAAUCGAAGUGUAUGUAAUAGCUCUCUGUGCAGUGUCAGCGUUCUCUGUAAUACUAUGCCUCAUUACCCGAGACAAUCUGCAGUGUACAACAGUCCUGACUCCUGACGACUAACUGCACACAGUACUUUGUCUUACUCCAUCAUGUCAUUCAAUAAUCACAUACAGAAGGUAUAUUUUUGUUUUUGAUGCGGUCUAUUUUGUCUUAAAGGAGAGAGUAACCUUUAACCUAAUCAAUAUGAUUGGGUUUGUGACCAGGACCAAGCCCUACCCAAUGGAUCAUGUUAUUUUGUAGCAGUCAUGAAAUGAUUAAUAGAAAGAUAUAUUUUGUAGCAGUCAUGAAAUGAUUAAUAUAAAGAUAUAUAUAUCUUUCUAUUAAUCAUUUCAUGACUGCUACAAAAUAAGUAAUAUAUAUACUACAUGACCAAAAGUAUGUGGACACCUGCUCGUCGAACAUCUCAUUCCAAAAUCAUGGGCAUUAAUAUGGAGUUGGUCCCCCCUUUUGCUGAUAAAACAGCCUCCACUCUUCUGGUGUUGGAACAUUGCUGCGGGGAUUUGCUUACAUUCAGCCACAAUAGAAUUAGUGAUGUUGGGCGAUUAGGCCUGGCUCGCAGUCAGCGUUCCAAUUCAUCCCAAAGGUGUUCAAAGGGAUUGAGAUCAGGACUCUGUGCAGGCCAGUCUAGUUCUUCCACACCAAUCUCGUCAAACCAUUUCUGUAUGGACCUCGCUUUGUGCACAGGGGAAUUAUCAUGCUGAAACAGGAAAGGGCCUUCCCCAAACUGUUGCCACAAAGUUGGAAGCACAGAAUCGUCUAGAAUGUCAUUGUAUGCUAUAGCGUUAAGAUUUCCCUUCACUGGACUAAGGGGCCUAGCCCAAACCAUGAAAAACAGCCCCAGACCUCCUCCACCAAACUUUACAGUUGGCACGAUGCAUUGGGGGAGGUAGCGUUCUCCUGGCCUCCUCCAAACCCAGAUUCGUCCGUCGGAGUGCCUGAUGGUGAAGAGUGAUUCAUCACUCCAGAGAAUGCAUUUCCACUGCUCCAGAGUCCAAUGGCGGCAGGCUUUACACCACUAGCCAAUGCUUGACAUUGUGCAUGGUGAUCUUAGGCUUAUGUGUGCGGCUGCUUGGCCAUGGAAAACCAUUUCAUGAAGCUACCUACAACCAGUUCUUGGGCUGACAUUGCUUACAGAGGCAGCAAUAGGCGGUCCCGUUCUGUGAGCCCCGUUCACUUCGCGGUUGAGCCCUUGUUGCUUCUAGAUGUUUCCACUUCACAGCAACAGCACUUACACUUGACCGGGGCAGCUCUAGCAGGGCAGAAAUUUGACAAACUGACUUGUUGGAAAGGUGGCAUUCCAUGACGGUGCCACGUUAAAAAUCACUGAGCUCUUCAGUAUAGGCAACGGGUGUGGCUAAAAUAGCCAAAUCCACUAAUUUGAAGGGCUGUCCACAUACUUUUGUAUAUAUAAUGUGUGUGUGUGUGUAUUUAUGUAUAUAUAUACACACUGCUCAAAAAAAUUAAGGGAACACUAAAAUAACACAUCCUAGAUCUGAAUGAAUGAAAUAUUCUUAUUAAAUACUUUUUUCUUUACAUAGUUGAAUGUGCUGACAACAAAAUCACACAAAAAUUAUCAAUCGAAAUCAAAUGUAUCAACCCAUGGAGGUCUGGAUUUGGAGUCACACUCAAAAUUAAAGUGGAAAACCACACUACAGGCUGAUCCAACUUUGAUGUAACAGACACAGCAAACCUUCUUGCCACAGCUCGCAUUGAUGUGCCAUCCUGGAUGAGCUGCACUACCUGAGCCACUUGUGUGGGUUGUAGACUCCGUCUCAUGCUACCACUAGAGUGAAAGCACCGCCAGCAUUCAAAAGUGACCAAAACAUCAGCCAGGAAGCAUAGGAACUGAGAAGUGGUCUGUGGUCACCACCUGCAGAACCACUCCUUUAUUGGGGGUGUCUUGCUAAUUGCCUAUAAUUUCCACCUGUUGUCUAUUCCAUUUGCACAACAGCAUGUGAAAUUUAUUGUCAAUCAGUGUUGCUUCCUAAGUGGACAGUUUGAUUUCACAGAAGUGUGAUUGACUUGGAGUUACAUUGUGUUGUUUAAGUGUUCCCUUUUUUUUUGAACAGUGUAUAUAUAUAUGUAUAUGUAUAUGUUUUGAUUCAGCAAUCAUGGUACGGGUAAAGGUAAAUAGUCAGGAUAUGAAAUUGUUUCUUUUUGCUGUUGCCUUGAAUUAAUAAAUAAAUGAAAUGACAGAUAA
This is a messenger RNA of Salvelinus fontinalis (brook trout), 4414 nucleotides long. RefSeq names its product tripartite motif-containing protein 44-like. NCBI's taxonomy places the organism in Eukaryota, Metazoa, Chordata, Actinopteri, Salmoniformes, Salmonidae. Bases 378 to 1469 code for a protein of 363 amino acids. Gene Ontology annotation, molecular function: zinc ion binding. The transcript is spliced from 6 exons. The record is from RefSeq and is a predicted model, not a curated record.